Messenger RNA from Hansenula ciferrii, 1017 nucleotides. RefSeq names its product pyruvate dehydrogenase (acetyl-transferring) subunit E1 alpha (gene PDA1). Bases 1 to 1017 code for a protein of 338 amino acids. NCBI's taxonomy places the organism in Eukaryota, Fungi, Ascomycota, Saccharomycetes, Phaffomycetales, Wickerhamomycetaceae. Gene Ontology annotation, biological process: pyruvate decarboxylation to acetyl-CoA. The transcript has a single exon. Gene Ontology annotation, cellular component: intracellular membrane-bounded organelle. The record is from RefSeq and is a predicted model, not a curated record. Gene Ontology annotation, molecular function: pyruvate dehydrogenase (acetyl-transferring) activity.
AUGUACAAAGAAAUGAUUAUUAUUAGAAGAAUGGAAAUGGCUUCUGAUGCUUUAUAUAAAGCUAAAAAAAUUAGAGGUUUCUGUCAUUUAUCUGUUGGUCAAGAAGCUAUUGCUGUUGGUAUUGAAAAUGCCAUCACUAAAAAAGAUUCCGUUAUUACUUCAUAUAGAUGUCAUGGUUUCACUUAUAUGAGAGGUUCUCCAGUUAAAGAUGUCUUGGGUGAAUUAAUGGGUCGUCGUUGUGGUGUUUCUUAUGGUAAAGGUGGUUCUAUGCAUAUGUAUACCACUGGUUUCUACGGUGGUAAUGGUAUUGUUGGUGCUCAAGUUCCAUUAGGUGCUGGUUUAGCUUUUGCUCAUAAAUAUAGAAAUGAAGAUAAUUGUUCAUUUACUCUUUAUGGUGAUGGUGCUGCUAAUCAAGGUCAAGUUUUCGAAUCUUAUAACAUGGCAAAAUUAUGGAAUUUACCAUGUAUUUUCGCUUGUGAAAAUAAUAAAUAUGGUAUGGGUACUUCAGCUGCUAGAUCUUCAGCUUUAACUGAUUAUUACAAGAGAGGUCAAUAUAUUCCAGGUUUAAAAGUUAAUGGUAUGGAUGUUUUAGCUUCUUAUCAAGCUUCUAAAUUUGCUAAAGAUUGGGCAAUUUCUGGUAAUGGUCCAUUAGUUUUAGAAUAUGAAACUUAUAGAUAUGGUGGUCAUUCAAUGUCUGAUCCAGGUACUACUUAUAGAACAAGAGAAGAAAUUCAACAUAUGAGAUCAAGAAAUGAUCCAAUUGCUGGAUUAAAAGCUACUUUAUUAGAAUUAGGUAUUGCUACUGAAGAAGAAAUUAAAUCUUAUGAUAAGGCUGCUAGAUCUUAUGUUGAUGAACAAGUUGAAUUAGCUGAUGCUUCUCCAGCUCCAGAAGCUAAAAUGUCUAUUUUAUUCGAAGAUAUUUAUGUUCCAGGUUCUGAAGUUCCAACUUUAAGAGGUCGUAUCUCUGAUGAUACUUGGGAUUUCACUAAAAAUGAUUUUUUAAACAAAGUUUAUUAA